GUGUUUAUGCUGUGUACAGAAUGAUGUAGUAUGAUAUAAUUAAUUUAAUAUGUCAUGUAGUAUGAUAUAAUGUAAAAUAAUAUAUUAUGAUGUAAUAUAGUAUAUAAUGUAAUAGAUUGGAAUAUAAUACAUAAUGCAAUGUAAUAUAAUAAAGUAUAACAAUAUAAUAUAAAAUAUAAUAUAGUAUAAGGUAAUAUAAUAUAGUCUAAUCUAAUAUUAUAUAAUAUAUAGCAUCGUGUAAUAUAGGACAAUAUAAAAAUAUAGUAUAGCAUAAUAUAGCAUAAUACAAUAUAAUAUCAUGUAAUAUAGUAUGUUAUAAUAUAACAUAAUAUACUAUGAUAUAAUAGAAUAUAGUAUAGUGUAAUGUAGGACAAUAUAAAAAUAUAAUAUAAUUAAUUUAACAUAAUAUUAAAACAUGGUGGAAAAGGUUCAGUGCUUUUCAUCAUUCAGACAUAGAUGUAUAUUCAGACACAAACUAAAAAUAAACAUAUCUGAGAUUUAACUGUGAUUGUCACAUCUCAUUACACAUCUAUCUCAGUGUAUCAGAAUAUCUCACAAUAUUAGAAUACCUCACUAUAAAUACUUCUGCUGAGGGGUAAUAGCUGUCCAGGUUAGGGUACUACUGAGGGGUAAUAGCUGUCCAGGUUGGGGUACUACUGAGGGGUAAUAGAUGUCCAGGGUGGGGUAGUACUGAGGGGUAAUAGAUGUCCAGGUUGGGGUACUACUGAGGGGUAAUAGAUGUCCAGGUUAGGGUACUACUGAGGGGUAAUAGAUGUCCAGGUUGGGGUACUACUGAGGGGUAAUAGAUGUCCAGGUUAGGGUAGUACUGAGGGGUAAUAGAUGUCCAGGUUGGGGUACUACUGAGGGGUAAUAGCUGUCCAGGUUAGGGUACUACUGAGGGGUAAUAGCUGUCCAGGUUGGGGUACUACUGAGGGGUAAUAGAUGUCCAGGUUAGGGUACUACUGAGGGGUAAUAGAUGUCCAGGUUGGGGUACUACUGAGGGGUAAUAGAUGUCCAGGUUAGGGUACUACUGAGGGGUAAUAGAUGUCCAUGUUGGGGUACUACUGAGGGGUAAUAGCUGUCCAAGUUGGGGUCAAUAAUAUAUCCAGUUUAUAUUCUAGUUACCUGAGGUACACCUGUCUAGUCCCGUGUGAUGUCAUCGACAUCUUUAAUUAUCUGAAACACUUUUUUAUCUCUGGGUGAAAACAGUUUAACCAAACUCAGUAUCAGGUACGACUGGUACGACCAUUUAUAAAGAGUAGACGCUGCAUCGACCGCUAUUGGGGCUGACAAGCGGUGGGGCCGCCAUCUUGGUCCGGUCAUCCGCUCCUCUCAGCGCAGUUUGACAGCGCAUUUAAUCUAUCUUAACUGAAUAUUAAACUGAUUUUCACGCGUUUUUUAUUUUUAUUUUUUUGCUGCAAACGUCAUACAUGUAGCUAUGAUACAGGACAAAUAGUUCAGCGUAUUUUAAUAUUCAUAGCGGGAUUAGCAGUAAUAGAAUAUUCUGAUAUUCAGCUCGACUGUAGACAGGUAUUUUGCAAACACUGUAAACACACACACACUAAUAAAUGUUAGAGAAGCAGAUAAUGGCAUUAAAGUCAAUUAUUUUAAUAAUUUGAAGAGACAAUAUAUGAUUACGCUAUAUUAGAGAUAGACCGAUUAUCGGCAACGAUAUCUGGGUUUAGCCGAUUAUCGACAAAACGCAGAUAAUCGGCCGAUAUGACUUAAAACUGGGUUAUUUUGGCGUUUUUGCCGCAGUGUCUCCUUUUUUUCUUCUCCUGCCGCGCUCCCUCGUGCUCCCCGCCCCGCUCUGCUAUCUCUCUCCCUUCUUCACUCUCCGGCUCUUCCCAAGAGCAAAGCUUCAUCUGAUUGGUCACACACAGAGGGCUGACAGCCAAUCAGAGCUACCGCUGAGGGCACAGCAUUCGUGGGCGGUCCUGCCGAGUGCUGCUCGGUCUGAGAGUCGCAGACAGCGGGAAAGGAGAGAGGCUGGUUUCACAGAUCGAGGAAACUUUGUUUGCUAACGAUGGACAAAGCAAAAAGUGCAGUAUGGAAGCAUUACAGUCAACCAUCAUCAGGAAAGGCAGUCUGCAAAGAAUGCAACGAAAAUGUAAGCAUGGGAUCAACAAUAGGGAGAACCAAAAAUACUUCAAACCUGUGGUCCCAUCUUAGGACUCAUCAUCCCGAGUUGUAUCAAGAAUUACAGAAGAAACAGGAACCUGAAACUCAUCAGGAUGCGGCAACUUCAGCUCAGCCUACAAUUGAAGAAAUGUUUAACAAACAAAGAAAGUGGUCCAAGUCAGAUGACAGGUCGAAACUAAUGGACAAACUUAUCCUAGAGAUGAUAGUCACUGAUAACCAACCAUUCACAGUGGUAUCUGAUGUUGGCUUUAAACGCCUCAUGGCUGCAGCUGAGCCAAGAUACGCACUCAAAAGUGACAAGUACUACCUUACUGAAAAGCUGAAAGACGUUCACCAGAAGGUCGUGGACAAGAUCAAAUCCCUGAUUAAACCCGAAAAUGCUGGCCACUCCCUCUCCUUCACCACAGACUGUUGGUCUGGGAAUACUGAGUCUUUAAUGAGCCUGACAUGCCAUUACAUUGACGCAGGAUGGUCAAGAAAGCAGGUUGUCUUAAAUACAAGAGCAAUGCAUGGAUCUCACACGGGGGAAUACCUAAAAGAAACAUCACUUACUGUGCUUGAGUACUGGAACAUAAACAAAGACCGUGUAGCACUUGUCCUUCAAGAUAGUGGAGCAAAUAUAGUGAAGGGAUUGAGGCUCAGUGAACUCCCAGACCUUAGCUGCACAGCACACACCUUGCAACUUGUGGUGAAUGAUGGCUUGACAAGUCAAAGAGCAGUUACAGAUGUCAUUGCAAUUCUUAAGAGGUGUGCCACACACUUUCACCACUCCAUUCUGGCCAAACAACGUUUGCGAAAAAUUCAAGGGGAACUUGGCUUGCCAGAGCACAGCAUAAUUCAGGCUGUUCCAACAAGAUGGAAUUCAAUGCUCCACAUGCUGCAAAGAAUGCAAGAGCAAAAGCGUGCUCUUACAAUCUACAGUGGUGAACAUGGAGGAUUUGCAGCUCUCACAGCUGAGCAGUGGGACCUUGUCUCAAAUUUAAUUGAAACACUGCUUCCAAUUGAAGAAGUAACACUGGAAGUAAGCCACAGCAACUCCUCUGCAUCGUGCAUAAUUCCAAGCCUGACUGUGCUCAAGAUGCUUUUCCAGAAUGAUGAAGGGCCCAACACAAGAGGCAUUAGAACACUAAGGCAAACUAUGAAGGAGAGUCUGGACAAGCGCUUCUCCAAAAUCAAAGACACCAAAAUUGUGGUGCUGGCCUGUCUCUUAGAUCCUCGUUAUAAGAGUCAUGCAUUUUCCUCUGCCACCACCUUGAGCAAAGCCAAAAGAUGGUUGCAAGAAGAAGACGCGUCCACACAAGAGACCACUCAGAGCGAGCAUGCUGCUACAGAGGGUUCAAGCAAGGAGGAACAGUGUGCAGCAACUGAAACACAGGAGAAUGAACCCCCCCAAAAAAGCAACAAAGAGUACACAUAUCUUACCGCAGUCGCAUCGAUGAGAUGUUCACUUUUCUGUUGGCAUCUCACACUGGUGACCAGCUGGCUACUGUUGAAGAUGAGUUACAUCUGUAUCUCAAGGAGCCUGUCAUUGACAGGCGUAAAGAAGAUCCACUCCAGUGGUGGAAACGAAAUGAAGGACGCUUCAAGAUACUUGCAAAACACGCAAGAAAGUUUUUCUGUGCACCACCUUCUAAAGUCCCAAGUGAGCGUCUCUUCAGUGAAGUCUCCACAGUCUGUGACAACAAGAGAAGUCGUCCGACUGGAGAGCAUGCGGACCAACUUUGUUUUUUGCAUCAUAAUCUGGUGCUGCGCAAUUGGAACUAUUGAACUUGCUUAUGUAAAAAUUUCAUUUGUUUCUAUUCUCUUUGCUUUGGGGUCAAGCACCUAUAUGUACCUAAGUUAUUCAAGUUUUCAGUUAACUUAAGUUAUUUAAGUUUUCUGCUUUCUUUUUAAGUUAUUUAAGUUAUUUUGGUUUCUUAAACUUACAUUUUUACAGACGUGUUAAGAUGUUUAUGUUCACAAAAUAUUUGCAUAAAGAAACUUAAAAAUGUUUUAGUGUUUGAGAUGAUACUUUUGACACCAAUAUUUUCCUUUUUAAAGCAAGUAAAUAUCGGUUUCAAAUAUCGGUUAUCGGCCGACUUGACCACCGAUAAUCGGUAUCGGUCUAUCUCUACGCUAUAUAUACAUAUAUAAACAAAAUGCUGACUAAUGAACACAUAUUUCUAUAUAAAACAAUAGAUAGAAGUUAUAUAUCAGAGAAAAUGAAUAUAUAUAAAUCAUAGAUGGAGUAUCAACAUCAUUCACAUAUAUAUAUAUAUAUAUAUAUAUAUAUAUAUAAAAUACAUAAAAGUUCUAUAUCAGAGAAAAUCAUACUACAUAUAUAAAUCAUGUAUGGAAUAUCAAUAUAAUCAAUAUAUCAGAAAACAUAAUAUAUAUAAAUUAUAUCUGGAGUACUAAUAUCAGUAUAUCAGAGAAAAUUAUAUAAAUCAUAUUAUCGACUGUCAAUAUAAUUUAUACAUAUAUAUUAAAAAAGAUAUAUCAAAAAAGAUUAUACAUAUAUAUAUAUAUACAUAUAUAGUUUUGUAUAGAAAUGUGUUCAUUAGUCAGUAUUUUGUUUAUAUAUGUAUAUAUAGCGAAAUCAUAUGUUGUCUCUUCAAAUUAUUAAAAUAAUUGGCUUUACUGCCAUUAUCUGCUUCUCUAACAUAUAUUAGUGUGUGUGUGUUUACAGUGUUUGCAAAAUACCUGUCUACAGUCGAGCUUAAUGUCAGAAUAUUCUAUUACUGUUAAUCCCUCUAUGAAUAUUAAAAUACGCUGAACUAUUUGUCCUGUAUCAUAGCCACAUGUAUGACGUUUGCAGCAAAAAAUAAAAACGCGUGAAAAUCA
Acanthochromis polyacanthus (spiny chromis) is the source of this 4965-nucleotide messenger RNA. RefSeq names its product zinc finger BED domain-containing protein 4-like. The record is from RefSeq and is a predicted model, not a curated record. Bases 2027 to 4006 code for a protein of 659 amino acids. Gene Ontology annotation, molecular function: DNA binding. The transcript has 3 exons. NCBI's taxonomy places the organism in Eukaryota, Metazoa, Chordata, Actinopteri, Pomacentridae.